This is a messenger RNA of Oppia nitens, 603 nucleotides long. Its product is annotated as ankyrin repeat and SOCS box protein 3-like. The transcript has 2 exons. NCBI's taxonomy places the organism in Eukaryota, Metazoa, Arthropoda, Arachnida, Sarcoptiformes, Oppiidae. The coding region runs from base 158 to 475 and encodes 105 amino acids. The record is from RefSeq and is a predicted model, not a curated record.
AUCUCUUUGACAACCAAUUCAUUUGUCAAUAUUAUUGUUAUAAAAACAAUACAGACAUUCAAACAGACAGAUCGUAACCAAUCAUUGAUUUAUUGAUUCAUCUUUGACUGGCCAUCAAACUGAAGACAUCGYAACAAUAUUGCCGUAUARGAGAAGUAUGGACUUCAAAGAGCACUAUACGGACAGCAGUUCAAGUGUGGCCAACGCUGUCCGCAUACAGGAUCUGAAACUGCUUAGGAAAUUGAUCCGCGACGGCAAGUGUGUUGAUGUCAUGGAUAACAGAGGUUGGCGUCCACUUCAUCAGGCGGUUAUCUGUAAGAACGUCAACAGCCAUUGGUCGAUGAACUGCUCAAACACGAAGACACAGAUCCCAAUUGGCGGUCACACGAAGGCGAGACAGCGCUACUGUUGGCCUGUCGUCACAACAUCGGUCCGGAAGGACUCAAAGUCAUCGAAACAUUGUUUUGAAGCAUAAAUCAAAUCCGAAGAAACAUCUCUGUUGGCGGUCACCCGAUCGGGACAGUCGGCUAUUGUAUAGUUGCUGGUCAAACACGAAAGGAUCGACAAGAAUCAAGCCGAUUGUGGCGGUUGGUCACCUCUACA